GGGACUCCCUCUUCCCCUAGCGCCUUAAAAACUCUCUUGGACCGAGAGACACGCAGUCUCCCGUCCCGUCGGAGCGUCCCCUCCGACCCGCAGGAUGGUGGUGUGCACCCUCGCCUGCUGGAGAUGCAGGUGGCUCCUGCCGCUGCUGCUGGGCUUGGCCAUCAUCAUGGGCAUCAUCGCCCUGGCGGGCCGGGGCUGGCUGGAGUCCGAGUCCGAGCCCUACGUGCAGCAAGCGUCCCUGUGGGAGAGCUGCACGCGGGGCCAGGACGAUCCCAACUGGAGCUGCGAGUCCCUCAUGGAAUACGGAUGGGGGAGAGCAGCAGCUGCCACAUAUCUUGUUGGCUUUGUGAUCCUGGUCAUCUGUUUUGCCCUCGCAGUAAUUGCAUUCUCGAUUGAGAUACUCCGCUUCAACUUUGUGAGAGGAAUUGGAGGCUUGCUCUUCGUUGUUGCUGCAUUCCAGAUCAUAGGCUUGGUCAUCUACCCAGUGAAAUUCACAGAAGAAAUUCCGUUGACAGGAGAUAAUAUGUUCAGCUGGGCGUAUGGCUUUGGUUGGGCCAGCACUGUUGUUGUAAUAGGUUGUGCUUUCUUCUUCUGCUGCCUCCCCAACUGGGAAGAUGAAGUCCUGGGAAACAUCAAGCCUACCUAUUACUACUCCUCCCCAGAGAGAGCACCAUACUUAAACUGAAAGAUUAAAUCCAGAUACAAUCCACUGUCAAAACAACAGUGGAGAACCUCUGCUAUAAAUCUGGUGCAAUUGUAGGAGACUGAAAAAAAACCCCACCUUAUUUUUCCAAAGUAUUUCUGACUAGCCCUGGCAAUAAAUUAGUGAAAACAUUGGCAUCUUUAAGCAAAUGGCUUUUACCUAAAAUAUUAUUUAUGAAUUCUCAUAUUGAUUCUGUUUAGGUGGUUUACUUGCUCUUUCCCCUCCCAACUAAUUGAUUCAUCCUUAUUUUAUUCAGACAUUUGCUUAUGAAUAAAGAUGCAGUGUUUCAAGUGUAGAAAGGAAGAGGAGAUAUUUUAAACAACCCAUUAGAGGGGUCUGCAGGUUAUUUUGUUUUCAUCUCUGACAAAAUUGCCUUGAAUGGAACUAGAAAAAAACCUUCCAAAGAAUGAUUUUUCUUCCACCAAAGUCAGUCCCAAGGAAAGAACUUCCCUGAGACCAUUGGAGUCAACUGCCGACUAAGAAUCUCUUCUCAUUCCUGUUACUGGACUAUUGUUGACUACUAGCUAUUUGAAUUAAGAGGGAAAUAAACUUAGAAUUUAUUUUCCACCAGUUGGUGCUGUUGGGAGGAGAUCUAUUCUAAAGCAUGGAGCUGGUGUGUUUAACAGUGGCUGAUGCACCACUUAUUCAUGUUUUUGUGGCUACUGGAAGACUUGUGAUGGAGCCACAUAAAACUUAAUGUACAUUGUCAUGGAGAUAAUCAAUACACCUUCAGAUGUUGAACUACACAGAUUUUUACAUGGUUUUUGAGGGGUGCUGACUAAGAAAAUACCUUUGAGUAGAAACGUACGCUGUUCUUUGUCUACCUUUUUAAAACUGCAGUGUUUUAAUCAUCAGCCAUGCUUUGGAGGGACAUCUUAGGUGUUGAAAUCCUCCAAAAAAUUUUAAAACACACUGUAGGUACUCCAGUUUAGUAAACUUGGGGAUGCUUUGUGAGUUACUAGGGAUAACAGGUAAAAAUAGAAAAGCAGUUCUGUGAGGAAUUUACGUAUCCAAACUUCAUAUAGACACUCAUCUUGGGAGUAGUUUGUCUGGGUCCUAGCUUGUGUUUCUUGAGCCAGCAAUUCCAAAUAAGUAUUCCAGUGAGGCAGAGCCAUAUCUAUGUUGUCAUGGACCUGCAGCAGCUUACAGCAGGUUUACUUAUAGCUGUAAUCCUUGUCAGAGCUUUCUUCAGCUGCAGGGGGUUACAGGUAGGGUGGAAAGCAAAUGCUGUAUGUUACUCUGUGUAACAAGCAGCUGGGGACUUAUUUCUCACUAUGAUGAACACAGUACUUAGGAGAAGGUAAGUACAUGGGUGUAUGUAUACAUACAUGUGCAAAAUAGAAAUUGCAAAGCAUUAACUAGCAUACUGUAAAGCUAAAUUACUUUAGAACUAAGAUUUUUCAAUGCCCCAUAGUUCUUGUAUUAUAUAUUGUAUAGCUUCCUGUUUUUAACACCUUUUUUAAUUUGAUUAUUCUGUAUAUUGCAUGUGAACCUGUUUUAGAAAGGCUAGGCGAAGUCUGAAGGUCCCUUCCAGACCUGUAUUUUAUAACUUAGAGAGAGUAAACAUCUGCAGACUUCAGAACUGUGUUGCAAGCUCAGUUGUGGCAUAUACAAUCAAGUGUAUUUGUAAUUCUUGCUGAAGAAGAGAAUCCUGUGACAAACAUGUAUUUUGUUUUUCCUUUUCUGUUCAGUACUGGCUGAUGGUGAAUACUCUGUAGACUUCUCUGUAUCAUGAAUAGUAUUAGUGCCUAACUUUCUAGUGAAUUCAAAACAUAGCAAAGAAUCCCAGGCCUGGAAAAUCCUUGCACAGCUAAAGCUGCGAAGGAAAAAAGACAUAACAAAAUGAACACCCUUCCUAAUGAGAGGGAGGAUGGUACAGCAAUAGCAUUUAGCAUAACUUAAGUCUUUUGUAUGUUUUUUAUAACCAUUGUCCUAACUUGUCUAAAAAGCACAAAUGUAAAAUAAACUUGGCUCUGAAUAAACUGGGAGGGGUGGAAGCAUAACCAGCAUGUUACACAACUAAAAAUUUCAGGAGGAAAGGUAUUGCAAAUAGUCAUUAAUUACUCUCAAGUGAUACUAAUGUAUGUGGCACUCCUUUCAAAUGUGGUGGCUCGAUUAAAACUGUUUUAACUGAU
Messenger RNA from Cuculus canorus (common cuckoo), 2838 nucleotides. Its product is annotated as p53 apoptosis effector related to PMP-22. Gene Ontology annotation, cellular component: cell-cell junction; membrane. Bases 95 to 685 code for a protein of 196 amino acids. Lineage: Eukaryota; Metazoa; Chordata; Aves; Cuculiformes; Cuculidae. The transcript is spliced from 3 exons. Gene Ontology annotation, biological process: cell-cell adhesion. The record is from RefSeq and is a predicted model, not a curated record.